CCGGGGCGGCGCUGACGGGGCCGGGAGUUGCCGAAGGGAGCGUAGGAGGGAGGCCCUGCCGCGCGGCUCGGGGAGGAGGCGGAGAAGACGGCCGGACGGGGCGGGGCGCCCACUGCUUCCCGGCCGCAGCCAUGGCCGACGAGACCCCCAGGAAGGGCAACUUCUCGGCGCUCGUGGGGCACACCAAUGGCCUCACCAAGCCAGCGUCCCUGGCCGCGGCCGCCGUCUCCUCCAAGCCAGGGGGCGGCGGCGGCUCCAAGAAACUUGUGAUCAAGAAUUUCCGAGACAGACCCAAGUUGCCUGAUAACUACACUCAGGACACCUGGCAGAAGCUUCAUGAGGCAGUGAAAGCCAUACAAGGUAGUACCUCCAUCAGAUACAACCUGGAAGAGCUCUACCAGGCUGUUGAAAACCUCUGUUCUCAUAAAGUUUCCCCAACGCUUUACAAGCAGCUCCGCCAGGUCUGUGAAGAUCAUGUCCAAGCACAAAUUCUUCAGUUUAGAGAAGACUCACUAGAUAGUGUUUUGUUUUUAAAGAAGAUUAACACAUGCUGGCAAGAUCACUGCAGACAAAUGAUCAUGAUCAGAAGUAUUUUCCUAUUUUUGGAUCGCACUUACGUACUUCAGAAUUCCAUGCUUCCUUCCAUCUGGGAUAUGGGAUUAGAACUAUUUAGAAACCAUAUUAUUAGUGAUAAAAUGGUUCAGAGUAAAACUAUUGAUGGAAUUCUGCUAUUGAUUGAACAAGAAAGAAAUGGUGAAGCUGUUGACCGAAGCUUAUUGCGAAGUCUGCUGAGUAUGCUCUCUGAUCUUCAGGUAUAUAAAGAUUCAUUUGAACUGAAAUUUUUGGAAGAAACUAAUUGUUUAUAUGCUGCAGAAGGCCAAAGGUUAAUGCAAGAAAGAGAGGUUCCAGAAUAUCUUAACCAUGUAAGUAAACGUUUAGAGGAAGAAGGAGACCGAGUAAUCACGUAUUUAGACCACAGUACACAAAAACCACUGAUUGCUUGUGUGGAGAAACAGCUAUUAGGAGAACAUUUAACGGCAAUUCUGCAGAAAGGACUUGAUCACUUACUUGAUGAGAACAGAGUGCCUGACCUCACUCAGAUGUACCAGCUGUUUAGCCGAGUGAAGGGUGGGCAGCAGAUCCUGCUUCAGCACUGGAGCGAGUACAUCAAGACUUUUGGGACAACGAUUGUUAUCAAUCCUGAAAAAGAUAAAGAUAUGAAAUUAAAAUUUUUUUUCUAUUUAGAAAAAAUAGAACAUAUAACAAAUGAUUAUUUUUCAAAUAAUUUGAAAUGAUUUUUUCAAAUUAUAUAACAAAUGAUUAUUUUUCAAAUAAUUUGAACUCUUAAUUUUACAGCAAAACAUGUUGAUUCAAAAUUGAGAGCGGGUAAUAAAGAAGCAACAGAUGAAGAGCUGGAGAGGAUCCUUGACAAAAUCAUGAUAAUAUUCAGGUUUAUUCAUGGUAAAGAUGUCUUUGAAGCAUUUUAUAAAAAAGAUUUGGCAAAAAGACUCCUUGUGGGAAAAAGUGCCUCAGUCGAUGCUGAAAAAUCUAUGUUGUCAAAACUAAAGCAUGAAUGUGGUGCUGCUUUCACCAGCAAACUGGAAGGCAUGUUCAAGGACAUGGAGCUCUCCAAGGACAUCAUGAUUCAUUUCAAGCAGUAUAUGCAGAAUCAGAGUGACCCAGGCUCUAUAGAUCUAACAGUAAAUAUACUUACUAUGGGAUACUGGCCAACAUAUACACCUAUGGAAGUACAUUUAACUCCAGAAAUGAUUAAACUUCAGGAAGUAUUUAAGACAUUUUAUCUCGGAAAGCACAGUGGUCGAAAACUUCAAUGGCAAACUACAUUGGGACAUGCUGUUUUAAAAGCAGAGUUUAAGGAAGGAAAGAAAGAGUUUCAGGUAUCCCUCUUCCAGACUCUGGUGCUUCUCAUGUUCAAUGAAGGGGACGGAUUCAGCUUUGAAGACAUAAAAAUGGCCACUGGGAUAGAGGACAGUGAAUUGCGGAGAACAUUACAGUCACUGGCCUGUGGCAAAGCACGAGUUCUGAUUAAAAGUCCCAAAGGAAAGGAGGUAGAAGAUGGAGACAAAUUCAUUUUUAACGGAGAUUUCAAACACAAGUUAUUUCGAAUAAAGAUCAAUCAAAUUCAGAUGAAGGAAACCGUUGAAGAACAAGUCAGCACCACUGAGCGAGUGUUUCAGGAUAGACAGUAUCAGAUUGAUGCUGCCAUCGUCAGAAUAAUGAAGAUGAGAAAGACUCUGGGUCAUAAUCUCCUAGUGUCUGAAUUGUAUAACCAGCUGAAAUUUCCAGUAAAGCCUGGAGAUUUGAAAAAGAGAAUUGAAUCUCUUAUAGACAGAGACUAUAUGGAGAGAGAUAAAGACAAUCCAAAUCAGUACCAUUACGUGGCCUGAUGCAUCGGCCAGCUGUUUUCUCUCAGUGAGACACUGGAAUGUAUCUCCAGAGCAGUGAAACACCUCUGUGCUGUUUCCAGGGCUUUCUGGGAUUGAGCCAGCACAGAUACUUUGGAUUCGAAGGAAAGGAGAUGAUUCUUGAAUAACCCUUCACAAGGCUUAAGGAUUUGCAAAUGGCAUAUAUAUCUUUUCACCCUCCAGUUCUUCCUCUUGUUCUUUUAGGCAUUUAAGUUGUUUCCAUUGCUCUGUGCAGAAUGACAUUGGGAUUGGACAAGAAGAUACUGGUUAAAUGAGGUUCCUUUGUAAGGUGGUGUUCUUGUGGCAAAAAAACUGAAAGUUUGGUUUGUUUUUGUGUGUGAUCAUGAAUGCACAAUAAAAAGACCCUCUAUGCUGCAUUCUUUAGCUACAGAGAUUACUUAGGUAUUCCUGAAGAUAAGCUAUUUUAGUUGAUGAACACUUAGAUUAAAACAAGAACCCUUAAUUGGUGAACAUUAAGAAGAAAGUCAGUUUUAAAAACUGGCUUAUUAAUUAUGCAAUCUAAAUACUGGCAUCUGUUUUUCAUUUAUUUUUAAAAAGUUUUAAACUUUAAUGACUGAUUUUUCUAUAAUGAGGUUUCUCGGUGAGAUCUCUGAUGUGCCAAGAGGACAUCGGGUCUGAUGUGUUUGGAGCAAUGAACCCAUCAGCGUCUUUAUUUCCACUGAAUUAUUUGUGAAUUUUCUGUUUAAGGUUUUGGGGGGAGAGUGUGUUUGUGUUUACCAUUCUAAGAUUGAGUCUAGCAGUCCCUGUAUUUUGCAUUGGGGUAACUGCUGUUUGAUUUUUUUUAAUUGCAGUAUUUGUAUGAAUGAUAUAAUAAAGUUUGGUUUUGUUCUUACAGUCACGCACAGGGACAGUCGUCAUUCUCUGUGCCAUAACCACUGUAAAAUGUUUUAUAGGAGACUUAAAGUCUUUAUUGUGAAGCAGAGGUUAUUUUGUCAAAAGAUUAAAAGGAUUUCAUUGGCA
Myotis lucifugus (little brown bat) is the source of this 3407-nucleotide messenger RNA. It is a transcript of the gene CUL4A, whose product is annotated as cullin 4A. The transcript has 20 exons. Gene Ontology annotation, cellular component: Cul4A-RING E3 ubiquitin ligase complex. Lineage: Eukaryota; Metazoa; Chordata; Mammalia; Chiroptera; Vespertilionidae. Gene Ontology annotation, biological process: DNA damage response; ubiquitin-dependent protein catabolic process; protein ubiquitination. Gene Ontology annotation, molecular function: ubiquitin protein ligase binding. The record is from RefSeq and is a predicted model, not a curated record.